Molecule: messenger RNA, 1170 nt
Organism: Symbiodinium natans
Lineage: Eukaryota; Dinophyceae; Suessiales; Symbiodiniaceae
Source: the annotation of a GenBank genome assembly
AUGGCCUUCACGAAGCCGUGCGAUGGAUCAACGCCAAAGCAGAUUGACACGCCCGAAAGCGUGGUCAUGGAGUACUACUUGGAUGACACGGGCUUUGUCGAGUUCACCCUCAAAAACACGGAAAGCCAGGUCUUCAAGGCUGCUACAGCGUCGGCCUUUCAAAGCCACACAACGAAGCAAGCGGUCUUGGUCACCGCAGAGCUGCAACCAGUCAGCGCAGCUCGAAGCAAGCCGAUUUGCGUGAAGAUCGCCAUGCAGAACAAGCGUGAAGUCCUUGUGUGGCAACUUGUGCCAUGCAACAAAGAGUUAUGGCGGCUGGAGAUCUUGAUUGGCGAGCUUGUAGAAAUGUGCGGGCUUUCGCACAAUCAGUUCCAUGUCUAUCGUAAUGUGCCCUUGGCCGCUGUGUCGGUGGAGUACCUCGAGAGCCCUCAGGUCGACGAGGAGGGAAAGGAGAAGGUGGAGGCCGCCGCGCGCGACCUGAACGUGAAGCUCAGUGAGCUGCUGUCGAUCUCCCCCCGGUACAAGGAGCAGUAUGAGGCCGUCAUGAAGUUCUUCGACAGGCACGACCCCUUGAAGCUGGCUGACUUGGUGGCCGGCAUCUGCACCGCCACACGCGGGGAGCUGCAGGAGGUCAUUGAAGAGGAGAGCCUACUCCUUCGCCUGCGGAAGGUGCUGAAACUGGUGGAGAAGGACCUGGAGCUCGGCAAAGUCCAAGCCAAGCUGAAAAGCGAGGUCGACGGUGCCAUGUCCUCUGUUCAGAAGAGGGAGAUGCUUAUGGCCCAGAUGAAGUCGAUCAUGAAGGAGCUCGGAAUUGAGCGAGAUGAGAAGGAGGCACUGGUAGUGCAGUUUACCGAUGCACUGAAAGAGAAGACCGUGCCAGAAGAGGUGAAGAAGGUCAUCGACGACGAGCUGGCGAAGCUCUCACAGUUGGAGCCAUCUUCCUCAGAGUUCAACGUCUGCCGGGCCUACCUGGAGUGGCUCACCUGCCUCCCAUGGGGAAAGACCACGCAGGAGAAUCGAGACAUUGGCCGGGCGGAGACCAUCCUGGAAGAGGACCACUACGGCCUGGAGGAUGUCAAGGAGCGGAUCCUGGAGCACAUCGCGGUGAAUUUUCUCCAGGCCAGGGGCCACAUCUGUAGGAGUUGGUAUUGGAAGUUGAAGGGUCAAUGA